GUGAGAUAAGUAUACUUACUAUUUGUGUGUCAGAAAAUUCUAUUUAAAAACUAAAAAUAUGGACGCGUACCAAAAUCCCAGACAUGGCAGUUACAACUCUAGCGAAGCAAGCGGCCAAAACGACUCACCGCAUCAGCAGCAAACGCCCACCGAGACAUCGGGCAUUGGUUGGAAAAAGUCACGUCCUGAAGAGAAAACCAACGCUCUACUCAAAGCAUUGGAAGCAUUUAAUGUGUUCGAAACUCCAGAUGAACUAAGUCAUCGCGCAAAGAUUUUGACUAAGCUUAAUAUGCUUGUGAGGAAGUGGAUUAAAAAUGUAUCAAUGGCAAAAAACAUGUCCAAAGCAGAUGCGAAAAAACUCGGAGGAAAAAUUUACACUUUCGGUUCAUACCGUUUGGGUGUACAUGAUAAGGGCGCUAAUAUUUAUGCCCUCUGUGUCGCACCACGCAACAUUGAACGCUCGGAGUUUUUUACGUCGUUCUUUGGAUUGCUAAAGAAACAGCCAAAAGUAGCCGAAUGUCGUUCAGUGGAAAAUACCUCUGUACCGGUCAUAAAAAUGAAGUUUGAUGGAGUUGAAAUUGAUUUGUUAUUUGCGCGUCUUUCACCCAAAGAGAUACCAGAGGAUUUUAGUUUACGUGACGAUAAUCUACUUAAAGAUUCAGAUCCUCAAUCGGUGCUCAGUUUAAAUGGCUGUCGAGUGAUUGACGAGAUAAUGGAGCUAGUGCCGAACAGAGAGAAUUUUCGCUUAGCGCUGCGGUCGAUUAAAUUAUGGGCAAAGAAGCAUGGAAUAUAUUCUAAUUCAUUCGGCUACUUUGGCUGUAUAACUUGGGCAAUUUUAGUGGCUCACACAUGCCAAUUUUAUCCAAAUGCAACAGCUUCUACGCUAGUCCAGAAAUUCUUCAAUAUGUUCUCGCGCUGGAGAUGGCCAGAUCCAGUGCUGCUCAAGCGAACUGACAUUGUCAAUUUACAAUCACCGGCUUUGUGUUCUCAUCUAAUGCCAAUUAUUACGCCCGCAUAUCCACAGUACAACUCCGCAUUUAAUGUGUCGGAGGCAACAAAGAAGGUUAUAAUUAAUGAAUUGAAUAGAGGAAUGGCCACCAUGAACGUAAUUAUGUCUGAUGGCGCUCCCUGGGAUCUACUCUUCGAGGCGCCUAGCUUCUUUUAUAGGUAUCAUCACUUUAUUGUGGUUCUGGUUACAUCGCAAACCAGUCAAGAUCAGCUGCAGUGGUGUGGCUUGGUCCAGUCAAAGAUUCGUCUGUUGGUAGAUGAUGUACAGCAUAAACACCACAUGUCCUUAGUCCAUGCAAAUCCUACAUGUUUUGAAUACAAGAAAGAUGACGUCCCCACUCAAAGUAACAGCGGCAAAGAGAAUGAGCCGAGCGACAAUCCAGCAGUUGAUACGGCACCAUUCUGUUCGAUGCUGUUCAUCGGUUUAGAAUUCGAAUAUAAAGAGAAGAACUCCAAAGUGGACCUUACGGGGAGUUUUAAAUAUUUCGCCGAACGUAUUACACAGCAUGCAGUACGUUGCGAAAAUUGUUUGAUACAAUUUAAAAAAUUUGAUUUAUUAAGAUCCUUUGAAGAGAUUUGA
Messenger RNA from Anastrepha ludens (Mexican fruit fly), 1588 nucleotides. RefSeq names its product poly(A) polymerase type 3-like. The record is from RefSeq and is a predicted model, not a curated record. The transcript is spliced from 4 exons. Gene Ontology annotation, molecular function: poly(A) RNA polymerase activity; RNA binding. Bases 59 to 1588 code for a protein of 509 amino acids. Gene Ontology annotation, cellular component: nucleus. NCBI's taxonomy places the organism in Eukaryota, Metazoa, Arthropoda, Insecta, Diptera, Tephritidae.